AUGGCUACUCCCGAACAGGAGACCUCGCUCGCCCAGCAAGCACGAUCUCUGAAUACCAACUCACUAGUGCUUGAGACACUGCUGCCCAACGUCAAACCCCACAGCCAAGACGAGGACAAUUAUGACCGCCCUUGGAUGUGCGACUUUGCCAAUCAGAUGGGGGAAUACCUCGAGAAUGGAUUCGCCGAGCGGGUCAAUGCAGGACUCGAACUGUUGACACAUGAGGGCCGCUUCGUCCACGACUACGAGAGUGACCCUGCCAAGGCCGCACCCGACAUGCCGCCAUUCUUGGAGCAAGUAUUGCUAGAUCUUGAUGAUGUUAUCGCAAGGGGACCCCAGACCAAAUUUGGUGGGGAGAAGACCAAGUGGGGUACGAUUCCGGAGCGGCACGAACCGUAUCACUGGGCUAGAUGGCUUGUCGAGACUGCCGAGGACGUAAUCGACCGCACGGCCAUCGGCGACGUGAUCAAGGUGGAGAAGGCGUACCACACAACGAGGCAAGUCAGGGACCUUAUCAAGAUCCCGCCUGUCUACCGAUGUUUUUGUGGGGAGCUCGAGGCCAUCAUCUCCAGGACCGGCCACUAUACCGCCAUCGCAAGUGAUUUUACUAGAGAGCACCACAGGACAGGCCCUUUGACCUAUCGCACCACCGGCAGCAACGGCGAGCACGUCACCCUUCUGCGCAGCGAGCUGCUUAUUGGCUUUACUCUGCUAUUGUGCCAGUUGGCCCGCUGGGACUCAUGUGAAUGGGACGACCUGUCGAGCUCAAACAAGCGCUUCUGGAGAGAACGCGAGAUCUUCGACUACAACUGCGAACGAGGCCAGCUCGUCUGCCGCGACCAGUUGCCCGAGACUGUGCAUGUCACUGUUAUCACCGAGAUCUGGAAUGCCGUGCGAGUUGUGCAGUUUGCCUGCCGAACCGACAUUGACGAGGCGGACGACAAGUUCUCCAUCUGCGUCCGCCCUGUAGCUGCGCUACCCUCCCUCCCACCUACGGCCACCGGCGCUGGCAUCUCCAAUGAUGCCGGCGUCACCAAGUCGAAGUUGCCAAGUGCAGACGGCCCCCCUCCGACUUACAUGGAGCAGAAGCUCGAUCUUUUGCGCUGGGCACUCUGGCCAGUGAAUCCACCCCUGCCUCCGGCUGCCAAGGGAAAGGGUUGCAUGAUGGAGAAGCUCGAUCUUUUGCGCUGGGCACUCCGGGCAGAGAAUCCACCCCUGCCUCCGGCUGCCAAGGGAAAGGGUUGCAACAACGACUUAUCCUCCACCUCCUCAAAUGAUCCUUCCUCUACCGCCGCUGUGCGCAUCCCCAGUCAGACAUCUGACUCGUCAACUCUGUUCUCUUUCUCGACCGAAGAGCCGCCGCUGACACCACUGACGCCGGCGAUGUCGCUACAACCAUCGCCCGACUCCAGUCUCGAGCUAGACCUACCUGUCCGUCAAUGCGCCAGAGAGGGGGAGCAGUCCAAAAAUGAGUAG
This is a messenger RNA of Thyridium curvatum, 1476 nucleotides long. RefSeq lists its product as uncharacterized. The transcript has 2 exons. NCBI's taxonomy places the organism in Eukaryota, Fungi, Ascomycota, Sordariomycetes, Thyridiales, Thyridiaceae. Bases 1 to 1476 code for a protein of 491 amino acids. The record is from RefSeq and is a predicted model, not a curated record.